Messenger RNA from Striga hermonthica, 1197 nucleotides. NCBI's taxonomy places the organism in Eukaryota, Viridiplantae, Streptophyta, Magnoliopsida, Lamiales, Orobanchaceae. The record is from the annotation of a GenBank genome assembly.
AUGGCGCUUCGCAGCAGAAUCCGGUCGUUCCACCUCCAUAUCCACCGGCCGUUUUCUUCCUCCUCAAUCCUCAGCCCGGACUCCAAAACCCCACUCACCAGCAAGGAAAAGUCCAAGGCCGCGCUCUCCCUCCUCCAGGUCGAGAAGAACCCGGAGCGGAUCCUCGACAUCUGCCGUGCCGCCGCCCUCACGCCGGAGAUCCAACUUGAUCGCGUCGCCUACUCCCUGGCCGUCACCAAGCUCCGGGAUUCCAACUACUACGAGGGUAUCCGUGGCUUAUUUUCGGAAUCCCUAGCCCGCCCCGAUUAUAAAUCCGACCGCUUCAUCUCCUACUUUAUCACCCUGUACGGCAAGGCCGGCCUGGUGAAGGACGCCAUCAAGCUGUUCGAGGAAAUGCCCGCCAUGGGCGUCCCGCACAGCGUGAAGGCCCUGAAUUCUCUGAUCUUAGCCUGUAUCAUAGCGCAGGACUACGGGGAGAUGAAGAGGGUAUUUUCGGAAUUCCCAAGGAAGCACGGGCUGGAGCCGAACCUGGACACGUACAACACCGUGCUGAAGGGGUUUUGCGAGUCAGGCAGCUCGAAUUCUGCUUACUCGAUACUGGCUGAGAUGGAGAGAAAAGGUGUGAAGCCCAACGUCUCGACAUUUUCCAUCGUGGUGGCCGGUUUUUACAAAGAGGAGAAACUCGAAGAUGUGGAGAAAAUGAAGCUUCUGAUAAAGAAACACGGGCUGCGCCCGAGCAUCGGGUUUUACAAUGUUAAGAUACAAAGCCUGUGCAAGCUCAAGAGAUCAGACGAGGCAAAAGCUUUGCUCAAUGAGAUUCUGUCCAGGAACAUGAAGCCGAAUUCUGUGACUUACGGGUAUUUGAUUAUCGGGUUCUGUAAGGAAGGGAAAUUGGAUUUGGCCAAGGAGUUGUUCGAGGAGAUGGGUAAGAAGAAGCUCGAGCCUGCGACCUGUUGUUAUGUUACACUUGUUUACUUUUUGUGCAAAGGGCAGGAUUUCGAAUCGGCACUGAAGAUUUUUAGGGAGUGCUUGGCAAAGGGUUGGGUGCCGAAUUUCACGACCAUGAAAAUGCUAGUGGACGGGCUUUGUAGUGUCCAGAAGGUUGACGAGGCAAAGGAAAUCAUUGGGAUUGUCAAGGAGAAGUUGCCUAAGAGUGCAGAUAAGUGGAGUGAGAUUGAAGAAGGAUUGGCCAAGUAG